UUUACAAGCACAGUGAGCUCCACAUUCAACUCAAAUGGUGUCUAACAGAGCACUAGGAAAGAAGAGGCUCCCUCCCUCAAAGAGAAAGAAAGAGCGCCCCCUCCAGUCUAUAGAGAUGUAAAGCAAGGAGACGGAUUCCAUGCGCGCACAGCUGCUUCACUGCGGAACGCAACCUUGUCAUGUGACAGAGUCAGCUGACAGAAGGGCUUCAGUGACGUCUUUCUUUCAAAAUCAACAACAAACGCCAGAAGUCCGUUUUGAACUAUCAGAUGAACCGGCUGAAAAAGAACUGACAAUAAAAAACAGUUACUAAACAGAAUCCCGCGUGCUGCCAUGGACAGUGUGAAGAUGGAAUCUGUCCAGAUUGAAGAGGAGUUCCCUGAACUUGAACUUGUCCCCAUUAGAGUGGAGUUCUCUGGGCUGGCUUCCCUCCCCAUUAAACAGGAGCUCUGUGAGAUGCAAUGUGACAGCAGUCAGCCAGAGGUCUCUGAGAUUAAAGCAGAGCACAAUGAAUUGGAGAUCCCCCAGACAGAAGAACCCCUUCCUGUUAAACAAGAAGAGGUGCUGGAAACUGACCGUAUUAAACAGGAGCCCCCUGAAGUAGAGUUUGAGCACAUGGAACCAGUGAAGGAAGAAUCCGAGGACUUCAAACCAAACAUCCCUGAGCAGGAGCCUGUACGCCUACGGGAGUGUAGCGUGGUGCUGGAGAGAAUCUGCGUGAGAGAGCAAGGCGCUGGAGAGGAAGGCUCUCCCAACAGCACGCAAGGAGGUGGAAAGGAAGACGGGCGCUCCCAUUCAGAAUGCAGUCUAGCAGGUUCCAGUCCAGCAGCUAAAGCGAGGGCGGGCGCUGGAGAAUAUCCUGACUGUGGGAAAACUUUCACCCAGUUAGGGCAUUUUAAAACACACCAGCGAACUCACACAGGAGAGAAACCGUAUCGCUGCUCUGACUGUGGGAAGAGUUUCAAUCACUCUGGAAACAUGAAAAAACACCAGCAACUUCACACAGGUGAGAAACCGUUUCACUGCUCUGACUGUGGGAAGAGUUUCAGUCUGUCAGGCAGCCUUGUUUCACACCAGCGAACUCACACAGGAGAGAGACCGUAUCUCUGCUCUGACUGUGGGAAAAGUUUCAGUCAGUCCGGAAACUUGAAAAAACACCAGCGAAUUCACAGAGGAGAGAAACCGUAUCGCUGCUCUGUCUGUGGGAAGAGUUUCAGUCACUCGGGUAACGUGACAGCACACCAGGUAAUUCACACAGGAGAGAAACCGUAUCGUUGCUCAGAUUGUGGGAAGAGUUUCAAUCGGUCAAACAGCCUUACUUCACACCAGCGAAUUCACAGAGGAGAGAAACCGUAUUUCUGCUGUAACUGUGGGAAGAGUUUCAGUCGGUCAGGCAGCCUUGUUUUACACCAGCAAAUUCACAAAGGAGAGAAACCAUAUCGCUGCUCUGACUGUGGGAAGAGUUUCAGUCAGUCCGGAAACCUGAAAAAACACCAGCGAAUUCACACAGGAGAGAAACCGUAUUGCUGCUCUGACUGUGGGAAGAGUUUCCGUUUUAAACACAACCUUCUAUACCACCAGCGAAUUCAUAGCGGAGAGAAACCUUAAAGACUGUGUUCAAUGGGACUUGUCACUCCUGAGGGGGAAAGAAAAACGUUAACCUUGCAUUAGAAUCCCUGUGUAAUUGCUGUUUUGUGUAUCACUGUGACAGAAAUAUAAUGAGUUCUGGUUGUAAAUCUCCCUCUCGACCUGUGAGGGCACUAAGUAGCGAAAGGCUUUGGACAGGUUGUCCUGACAGUUCAUUCCCUGGGUCGAGAGGUCAGUCAGCCUGGAAAAAGUCGAGACUCCGUUGCAGGAACGUAUUGACCUGGAAGGUAAACGAGGUAGCAGCUGCAGGCAAUAGUCAGCUGAAAUCGUUUAGCAAGGGGUCAUGCAUAUCGUAAAUCUUUUCCUUCUCUUGGGUUUCAGAGAUACGAGGAGACUGGAAGGACCGGGAGAUAUCCCCAAAAUAAAAAUAAAGAGUUUGUGAGUGUUUUGUUGGUAUUUUCUGGUUUGUAACCGUCUGUGUUUGUUUCGUUAAAUAGCACUAGACGGCUAAACACAAAUCCGGAGCUGUCGCCAGGGGCCAGCACAAAGCCGGGUCACCACAGCACUUGUUUCACUACUAUAGCACGUAUUAUAUUGUACUUCACCACAAGCACUGAGAGCACUCACUUUGGACCUGUGAUCCUGUGUGUCUAAUUGUGUGUGUUUUGUACCAUGUUUAUUGUUUGCGGAACUGCAAUCCUUUUUCAUUACUGUGCAAUACACAUUGCUGUGUACUGCCAGCUCAUCAGACAAUUGGAUUUCUAAUCAUUAAAACCCUCAUUUCACCCGUACUUUGUUGUCUGUUUGUUAUUGGUAUUACUGCAUCCUCUCUGCACCUGAUAUACACCUGCUACUAAUUACCACUUUGCCACAAUUACUCAUUAGAUAACAUGCAAGCCUCUCACCGUACAAAGCAGAAUAAUCAUACUCACUUUAAAACAGAUCAUUGGUGCAGCAUUACAAUUUCAACCCAUUUCCUUUAACCCAGGACCUUUUACAGCUCAGAAUUUAUAAUCUG
Acipenser ruthenus (sterlet) is the source of this 2605-nucleotide messenger RNA. RefSeq names its product zinc finger protein 501-like. The record is from RefSeq and is a predicted model, not a curated record. The transcript has 3 exons. Gene Ontology annotation, molecular function: RNA polymerase II cis-regulatory region sequence-specific DNA binding; DNA-binding transcription activator activity, RNA polymerase II-specific. Bases 334 to 1608 code for a protein of 424 amino acids. Gene Ontology annotation, cellular component: nucleus. Gene Ontology annotation, biological process: regulation of transcription by RNA polymerase II. NCBI's taxonomy places the organism in Eukaryota, Metazoa, Chordata, Actinopteri, Acipenseriformes, Acipenseridae.